Messenger RNA from Papilio polytes (common Mormon), 968 nucleotides. RefSeq names its product PEST proteolytic signal-containing nuclear protein-like. The record is from RefSeq and is a predicted model, not a curated record. Gene Ontology annotation, cellular component: nucleus. The transcript has 4 exons. Gene Ontology annotation, biological process: protein ubiquitination; proteasome-mediated ubiquitin-dependent protein catabolic process. Lineage: Eukaryota; Metazoa; Arthropoda; Insecta; Lepidoptera; Papilionidae. Bases 160 to 747 code for a protein of 195 amino acids.
GCGAUGACAUUUGUUUGACGUUUGAGUUUUGGAUUGACUUUUCAACUUCUUUCCAAUUUCGUGUAAAACGCAGUUCUUAUAUAUCUUAGAUAAAGAAAUGUUUACUUAGGCCAGUUUAUUACCAAAUAAAACGAGGACAGUUAAUAUAUAAAGAACAAAAUGAGCGAUCGCAUCUACAAAGGGUCAACUCGAUCCGCGCGUGAUGAUUCUAGAGCGGGCAGGGAGAGGCGGCGGUCGAGGUCUCGGUCUCGAUCUCCGAAGCGGAGGUCACCGCACACCGGGCGUUGGGAUGCAAGAGAAGAUUCUAGAAGUCGGGAACAUAGAGAUAAACAAAGUACUGUAGACAAAUGGGAGGAAUCUGAUGAAGAAGUGCCAGCACCGCCACCACCUCCACGCAUCAGUAAGAUUUCUAUUGGCUUCACCAAACCUAAAGCACCCAUUAAGAUGACACUGGGAAUGUCAUCUAAGGCUCCUGGUAAUGCAAAGCCUUCAGUUGCAUCAGUGUUCAAUGCUGAUGAUGAUGAUGAGGAACCUGAAGAGAUGCCGGCGGAGGCCCGCAUGAGGAUGAGAAAUAUCGGAAGGGAGACACCAACAUCAGCAGGACCCAAUUCCUUCGGCAAAACUAAGCAAGGUUUCUGUGACGCUAAGAAGGUGUUUGAAAAGAAUCUGAAGCAUGCUCUAGAAUCUGUGGACAAACCGACCAUGGCCAAGCUGCCACAGACUAUAUACAAAAUUAAAGGUCCAUAAUCAAUGUUUGUAGACUGUUGGUCUUGUCUUGUAGAAUUUUAUCUAUACUUGAUAAUGUUUUUAAAAGUGUAAUAUAGAUUUUAGGUAAUAUUUUCAAAUACCACACUCUUCAGCAUCUAAUAAUUCAGUUUAAAGUAGUUUUUUUUCUGACAACUUUAAUGGCAACAUUUAAAAACUUUUUAAUGAACUGAAAAAUGAAAUUUUUGUAAGUAGUAUUCAUU